AGUCAGUGUCUUUUGGUGUGCGAGAGAGAGUACACGCGCUGUAGUUCUGCGGUGUUUUCACACGGUCGCGUGGAGAGAGCAUUGUGUGAAUACUUUCUGUUGAUUUGGGAAUUAUAUAUGAAGAUUGAAUCCUUGGAUAUUUUUUGGUUGUGACAGACGAUCAGCACCACAGAGGAUUACAUUAAAUGGUGAGACAUCGAGGCUGCCAUAGUCGCUUGCAACGGUAACAACAAGAGCUUCGAACAGGUCGGAUUUCUGAAGUUUGGAAACUUGAAACCAUGGAAGACGGCGACCCGUUGCGCAGAGUGAACACCAAGAGAGCGAAAAGACCGUGUCAUAGCUGAGCGACCCAAAAAAAUAAUCGAAAAUGUGGCUAUGACUAUACCUUUGCAGGUAGUCUAGUAUUUUCUCAAGUCUCCCCUCACAUAUACUUCGCGGUGUCGUUUUCUCUCGCACUGUACGUACUGAACUCCUCCGUUUUCUGUGGAAAGGGAAACUUGCGGUGGCCAACUGUUGCAGUUUCUAAAGCGUAAGAGUGAAAUUCCCAAGAUGCUCCAGCAAAUCCUCAACGAUAUGUACAUCGACCCAGAACUCCUCGCGGAGCUGGACGAAGAACAGAAGCAGAUCCUCUUCUGCAAGAUGCGGGAGGAGCAGGUCCGCCGCUGGAAGAUGCGAGAAGAGCAGUUGGAGGAGGAGGAGAAGAAGACGAUCAUACAGCCUAAGAAAUCACGUGGCAAGAAAGUGACGUUCCUGGUGGGCGUGGAUGGCGAGCCCGUGGUGGUGGUGCUGGGCGAUGGGCGCGAGGAGGUAGACACCAUCCUGGAGGAGAGGGCGAGGCGACAGGCGGAGCUGGAGGCCGACCUGCUCAAACGCGCGGCAGAGGAAGAGCUGGACAAACUGGUGAGGCUGAGCAGGUCGACGGUGCAGGCCAUGGAGGAGGAGGCCGCGAGGAACCAGCAGAAUAAGGAGCGUGACCCAGCGCGAGAGGCCGUUGUGAGGUCCCUUCAGGAGGCCACAGUAGAGAUGGAGAAGCACAUCCAGGCGAUGGAGGAGACGGAUGUCCCGGCUACAAAGAAGACAUCCACAUCCUCUAUCUCCUCAUCUUCGUCCUCUGCCUCUUCUUCGCCUCCUUCCCCAGCCUCGACCACGUCCUCGGGGAUCGGCAGCUUGAAGCUCUCCUCGUCUGCGUCCUCUUCCUCCCUCUCGUCUCUGUCGUCCACCUCCUCGUCCGCCUCGCCUCCGUCGCCGCCCGCCUUCAGCAUAUCUCCCUACGGCGCCGGCUACAGCUCGUCCCCCCGAAAGCUGAACGGAAUGCCGUGGGAGACGUCGGCCGCCGCCCCUGCCAAGGCGCCCCUCGCCCCGACCGCGUCCUUGCCCACGCUCAAGCCGCCCAUCCUCUCCCCGAAGCCCAACCUGGCCAGCACCCUCAGCUUCCCCUCCAGGAUGUCCCACACGCCCUCCGCCUCCUCGUCCCCCACCCCGUCUUUCUCCGUCCCCACCACGCCCACGACAAACAGCGGGAGCCACACGCCCUCCCCGCCCUCGUCCCUCUCGUCUACCACAUCAAGCUUGUCAUCGUCUCUCACGCCCUCGCCGCCCCCCUCCUCCCCCCCACCCCUGUGCCCCCUCACCAUCGUGGAGCAGGACGACCUCUGCGACAGAGUGAAGGACGGCGACGCGGAAGCAGCCAUGACCGUGGGCGUAGCAGCGCAGAUUAAACGUUUUGAACAACUUUCCGAGGGUUCGCUGGAGGCCUUGAAAACGGCCACGCUGGAACGAGCGAAGAAGCGGAGGCAGAAGGAGAUUCUGGAACAUCUGCGGAGCCAGGUAGAGGCCGCCCGCCAGCAGGUAGCAGACACUACCAACAAGCAGACCAACGAGAAGGACGACAGCGCCUGGCAAGAGCAAGAGCGCAAGGCCAAGGAAGCGGAGAGACGCAUCCGCGAAAUCGCUCGCCGCGCCCGCGAGGAGCACCGAAGGGCGUCUACGCACUCGUCGCCAGCGCACGCCAUCAAUCGCAACCUGAACGGCCUCACGCACAACACCGUCGUCAAGAACACCCUCAUCAAGAACGGCAUGAACGGCGUGAACGGCCACCAUUCCAGUGUCGGCGGAGAUAUUAAUGGGAACAUCAAAGCGAUUCAAGAAGACGUUAGUAACAACAACAACCAUAACAAGAGCAUUGGCAGCAGCAACAACACAGCAGUGAGCAAAGGCAGUCCGUUCGGCGGCUGCGUCCGUCAGAGGAUCCGGCCCCCGAAGCCCCCGUCCCGCGGCGCCAUCGUCGUUUGGUUCCGCGAGGAGGAGCUGCCCCGAGGAGCUGGCCUGGAGCCUUCGCGCACACGCGUCGCGCCCUGGUUCCAUGGUAUCAUAAGCAGAACAGAAGCAGAAGAAGUGCUAGCAGGAUCUGAAGUAGGUCGUUUCCUGGUACGAGUAAGUGAACGGAUAUGGGGGUACGCCAUUUCCUACCGCGCCGCUGACAGGUGCCGCCAUUACCUGAUUGAUGUCACUGGUGGAAAGUACACGUUCUUCGGCUCGCACCAAGCAUCCCACGAUACCCUUGGUGAUCUCAUCGAGUACCACAAGAAGGAAGCCAUAACAACCUCGGGCGGAGAGCUCCUGACUCGUCCGUGCGGCCAAUCGAAUCCCAGGAAACCUGACUACCUCGAACUGUUCACCGGCACCCAGUACCUGGCACUUUAAUACUUUCAGAUUCACUUCCUUCUGUUCAUUAAAACAUUUCAUUUCAUAUAUAUAUAUAUAUAAAGUAUACUUCACGAUUUUGAAGCACUUCGUAUCACAGAUAAAUGCAAAAAAAAGCAUCUAAUGCACUGUGUAUUUCUUUGUAGACCUGUGCAGUUGUAGAACCUAAAUUAUGUAGAAGUAAUUAAGGAAUUUAUAACUGUUGCAUGAUGAAGAGGGAGGGAGGGAAAGAGAGAGAGAGAGAGAGAUAAAGGGAGAAGAGAAGUCACUGCUAGUCUUGCUGCCAGAGAUUCUGCUUGCACUGUGAAUUCAUGAAAUGUCACUUAUCAUACAAAUGGUGCCAUCUGAUAAUUAGCCUUAGCAAUGGCAUCAUGUUUUAUAUGUGUGCAAGAGAUCGCCUUAUAUAUCACUGCAGGCUCUUCGAAGAAUUAGGAUGUCCAAUAUUAAGUGAAGUACUUGUUUGUAUUUUAAAAUUCAUAUAAUAGUUUGGUUGCUGAGGUAGAUAAUACCUUAUAGCAACCAGUAGAAAACUUUUAAAAGUUAUGGAGUUCAUUCAUAAAAUGGUGGACUAAUGUAGAAUGUCAUAUAAUUCUUAAAUCUUGAUCCCUGUGCUAUGAAUGUUAUUAUUAGUUUGUGAUAUAGAUGUAUGUGUAUCAUUUAUUAAAAUAAAGAAAUGUAUAUAUUGCCCAUUAAAGCAUCUAUAAAUAAAA
This is a messenger RNA of Penaeus monodon (black tiger shrimp), 3413 nucleotides long. Its product is annotated as SH2 domain-containing protein 4B-like. Lineage: Eukaryota; Metazoa; Arthropoda; Malacostraca; Decapoda; Penaeidae. Gene Ontology annotation, cellular component: cytoplasm. The record is from RefSeq and is a predicted model, not a curated record. The transcript is spliced from 11 exons. Bases 550 to 2703 code for a protein of 717 amino acids.